This is a messenger RNA of Exophiala oligosperma, 835 nucleotides long. RefSeq lists its product as uncharacterized. Bases 152 to 835 code for a protein of 227 amino acids. The record is from RefSeq and is a predicted model, not a curated record. The transcript has 2 exons. Gene Ontology annotation, molecular function: acyltransferase activity, transferring groups other than amino-acyl groups. Lineage: Eukaryota; Fungi; Ascomycota; Eurotiomycetes; Chaetothyriales; Herpotrichiellaceae.
ACACUAAUGAUACACCAUACCCCUGAUAUAUUAUAUUGCAAGUAAUAACCACAGCCUAUUUUCUUCAUUACUCAGCAAUAUUUCUACUACGCAACUUACUUGAUCUGUUGUUUCUGCGUGUUUCGUAUCUCAAUUCAAGCAAGAAUUCAAAAUGCAUAUCAGACCUGGUACAGCGCAAGACCUGCCGGACUGCGCAACAAUCUCUUGCAAUGCUAUGUUCGAUGAUAAUUUGACCGCCUAUGUGGCCCCUUAUCGCCAUAGUCACCCGGAGUGCCUGCGCCACGGUAUUCUCCUACGGACCAAGAAAAGAUACUAUGGCGGCGAUAGGGUAUUGGUUGCCGUGACUGACGAGAACGAUGCUGAUUGGGAUGGGAACGAAAAGGUCAUCGGCCACCUUUCAGCAAGCUCGACCCUUGACGCAAAAUCAAGGCCCUCGUCGUUUUCAUGGGAAGGCCUUGAGCUACGGCUUCUUCAUCUGGAAGAAUUGUUUAUCUGGUACACAGGCUCAGACAGGUCGAUCUCGAAAAGCAAAUGGUCCGAAUUUGCAGCGGGAAAGUCAGCGGGCUGCAAAGACCCAUAUUCCGACUUCAAUGCAUACUGGCACGUUUCCCAUCUGUCAGUAGACCCGGCUUAUCAUCGACGUGGCGUUGCCACGGCCUUGAUGGAGAACGUGAAAUGUCUUGCUUCCAAGGACAGCCUACCAAUCGUGCUUCUUGCAAGCAUUCAGGGAAGACUUCUAUACUUAAAAGUUGGCUUUCGCGAACUUGGACAGGCCAACGAAGGAACACUGUAUGCCGCCAGUGUAAUGGCCUGGUAUCCUGAAUCUUCCAAAUAA